Messenger RNA from Elephantulus edwardii (Cape elephant shrew), 10538 nucleotides. RefSeq names its product utrophin (gene UTRN). The record is from RefSeq and is a predicted model, not a curated record. The coding region runs from base 93 to 10538 and encodes 3481 amino acids. Lineage: Eukaryota; Metazoa; Chordata; Mammalia; Macroscelidea; Macroscelididae. The transcript is spliced from 74 exons. Gene Ontology annotation, molecular function: protein binding; zinc ion binding. Gene Ontology annotation, biological process: synaptic signaling. Gene Ontology annotation, cellular component: plasma membrane.
GUAUUGAUGUCAAGUUGGACCAUUGUAGAAAAUAGAAAGUCUUAAAAAGAAGACCUGAUAAAGCCUUUGGAUUACACUGAAGCUGACCAAAGAUGGCCAAGUACGGAGAACACGAGGCCCAGCCCGAGGAUGGACAGAAUGAGUUUAGUGACAUCAUUAAGUGCAGAUCUGAUGAACACAAUGACGUGCAGAAGAAAACCUUUACCAAAUGGAUAAAUGCCCGCUUUUCAAAGAGUGGGAAGCCACCCAUCAGUGAUAUGUUCACAGACCUCAAGGAUGGAAGGAAGCUAUUGGACCUCCUCGAAGGCCUCACCGGAACCUCGCUGCCGAAGGAACGUGGCUCCACACGGGUACACGCUUUGAACAACGUCAACCGUGUGCUCCAGGUUUUACACCAGAACAAUGUGGAUUUGGUGAAUAUUGGAGGAACCGACAUUGUGGACGGAAAUCACAAACUGACUUUGGGAUUACUCUGGAGCAUCAUUUUACACUGGCAGGUGAAGGACGUCAUGAAGGACAUCAUGUCAGACUUGCAGCAGACCAACAGCGAGAAGAUCCUGCUGAGCUGGGUGCGCCAGUCCACCCGGCCUUACAGCCAGGUCAACGUCCUCAACUUCACCACAAGCUGGACAGACGGACUUGCCUUCAAUGCCGUGCUCCAUCGCCACAAACCUGAUCUUUUCAGCUGGGAUAGAGUCAUCAGAAUGUCCCCAAUUGAGAGACUCGAACAUGCCUUCAGCAAAGCUCAGACUUACUUGGGAAUUGAAAAGCUGUUAGAUCCUGAAGAUGUUGCUGUUCAGCUUCCUGACAAGAAAUCCAUAAUUAUGUAUUUAACGUCUUUGUUCGAGGUGCUACCUCAGCAGGUUACUUUAGAUGAUAUCCGUGAAGUAGAAACACUUCCAAGGAAAUAUAAGAAAGAAUGUGAAGAAGGAGAGAUUAACAUACAGAGCGCAGCACCUGAGGAAGAGCCCGAGGGUCUACGGGCUGAGACCCCCAGCACGGUCACUGAGGUGGACGUGGAUCUGGACAGCUAUCAGAUAGCGCUGGAGGAGGUGCUGACCUGGCUUCUCUCUGCCGAGGACACCUUCCAGGAGCAAGACGACAUUUCUAAUGAUGUUGAAGAAGUUAAAGAGCAGUUUGCGACCCAUGAAGCCUUUAUGAUGGAGCUGACUGCCCACCAGAGCAGUGUGGGGAGCGUCCUGCAGGCGGGAAACCAGCUCCUCACCCAGGGGACCCUCACAGAAGAGGAGGAGUUUGAGAUCCAGGAGCAAAUGACCCUGCUCAACGCCAGAUGGGAGGCGCUCAGGGUGGAGAGCAUGGAGAGGCAGUCCAGGUUGCACGAUGUGCUGAUGGAAUUGCAGAAGCAGCAGCUGCAGCAGCUUUCUGUCUGGUUAACAGUCACAGAAGAGCGCAUUCAGAAGAUGGAAGCCUACCCCGUGGAUGAGGAUUUACAGUCCAUUCAGAAACUGCUAGAAGAUCAUAAAAGUUUGCAGAAUGACCUUGAGACGGAACAGGUGAAAGUGAAUUCUUUAACUCACAUGGUGGUGAUUGUUGAUGAAAACAGUGGUGAGAGUGCUACAGCUGUUCUAGAAGAUCAGUUACAGAAACUUGGUGAGCGCUGGACAGCAGUAUGCCGUUGGACUGAAGAACGUUGGAAUAGGUUACAAGAAAUCAAUCUAUUGUGGCAAGAAUUAUUGGAAGAACAGUGCUUGUUGAAAGCUUGGCUAACUGAAAAGGAAGAGGCUUUAAAUAAAGUCCAAACGAGUAACUUCAAAGACCAAAAAGAACUGAGUGUCAGUGUCCGACGGCUGGCUAUUUUGAAGGAAGACAUGGAAAUGAAGCGCCAAGCACUGGAUCAGCUGAGUGAGAUUGGCCAAGAUGUGGGUCAAUUACUUGAUAAUCCCAAGGCAUCUAAGAAGAUCAACAGUGACUCUGAAGAACUGACACAGAGAUGGGACUCUCUGGUUCAAAGACUAGAAGAUUCUUCCAACCAGGUGACUCAAGCUGUCGCAAAGCUGGGGAUGUCCCAGAUUCCUCAGAAAGAUCUUUUGGAGACUGUUCGUGUACGAGAACAAGUAACCACAAAGAAGUCCAAGCAAGAGCUGCCUCCCCCGCCGCCCCCAAAGAAGAGACAGAUCCAUGUAGACCCUGAAGCAAAGAAAAAGUUUGAUGCUGUCAGUGCGGAGCUGCUGAACUGGGUGUUGAAGUCAAAGUCUGCCAUUCAGGCCACAGAGAUCAAAGAAUACAAGAAGAUGCGAGACACCUCAGAAAUGAAAAAGAAGCUGAAGGAAUUAGAAAAAGAACAGACAGAAAUAAGCCCCAAACUGGAGCAAUUAAGCCAAACUGGACAAAUACUUUUGGAACAAAUGAGAAAAGAAGGUCUUCCUACUGAAGAAAUGAAAAAUAUUCUGGAGAAGGUUUUAUCAGAGUGGAAGAUGUUAGCCCAGCGUUUGGAAGAUGCAGCAGACAAGAUCCAGUUGCAGGAAGAGAUAAACACUUACUGUCAACAGCUUGAUGAACUUGAAGAGAAUAUAAAGAAAAAGGAAGAGUGGGUGAAACAAACCCCCUUUUCAGGAUCACCUCAGAAAUCCUUGCCAAGUUUGAAGGACUCCUGCCAGCGGGAAUUAACGAACCUCCUUGGCCUUCACCCUAACAUUGAAACCCUGCGUGUGAGCUGCCUGGCCCUGAAGUCUCGGCCUUCUGCCCCACAUUUCAUCCAGCAGGGUCUCGAUGGCCUUCUGGGCCACUACCAAGCUUUACGACAGGAUUUAGAGGAUCGCCAGCAACAGCUCGAGAAUGAACUGAAGAGCCAGCCAGGACAAGAAUAUUUAGAAACACUGCAAACACUGAAAGAGCUUCUAAACAAGUCAGAAAACCAGACUCCCACUUCUCUGAGUGUCUUGAAUGACCUUGUGAAGGUGGAGACGGCCCUGCAGGAGAACAAGGCCCUGGAUGAAGUUCUUGAGAAUCAGAAACCUGCUCUAUGCAGACUUGCAGAGGAAACAAAGGCUUUGGAGAAAAAGGCUCUUCCGGGUGUAGAGACGACAUACCGGCAGGAAUUCGAUGCUGUUCAAGGGAAGUGGAACACGCUAAAGGCCAAGGUUUCCAAAGAACUGCAUUUGCUAGAAGAAAUUGCACCCAGACUCAGGACUUUUGAGGUGGAUUCCGAAGUCAUUGAGAAGUGGAUGGAUGGCGUGAAAGACUUCUUAAUGAAAGAGCAGGCUGCCCAAGGAGACGCGGAAGGGCUACAAAGGCAGCUUGACCAAUGUUCUGCAUUUUUUCAUGAACUUGAAGCAGUUGAAUCGGCUUUGAAGGAUAUGAAAGAAAUAGAGGCCGACCUUCGAAGCAGUCCGGUCCCUGGUAUCAAAACCUGGAUGCAGGCAAAACUAGGUGACUCCCAAGCACAAUUGGAAAAGUUUAGCAAGGAGAUUGCAGUGCAAAAAAAUAGGUUGUCUGAGAGCCAAGAGAAGGCUGUGAACCUGAAAAAAGACUUGGCUGAGAUGCAGGAAUGGAUGGCCCAAGCUGAGGAAGAGUACCUGGAAAGGGAUUUUGAGUACAAGUCACCAGAAGAGCUUGAGGGUGCUGUGGAAGAGAUGAAGAGGGCAAAAGAGGACGUGCUGCAGAAGGAGGUGCGAGUGAAGAUUCUCAAGGACAACAUCAAGCUGUUAGCUGCAAACGUGCCCUCUGGUGGCCAGGAGCUGUCAUCUGAGCUCAGUGUUGUGCUGGAGAAUUACCAACUUCUCUGUAACCGGAUUCGAGGGAAGUGCCACACGCUGGAGGAGGUCUGGUCGUGCUGGAUCGAACUGCUUCAUUAUUUGGACCUGGAAACCACCUGGCUCAACACACUGGAAGAGCGGAUGAAGAGAACGGACGCUGUGCCUGAGAAAGCAGAUGCUGUCAAUGAAGCACUCGAGUGUCUGGAAUCAGUUCUGCGUCACCCGGCUGAUAACCGCACCCAGAUUCGGGAACUUGGCCAGACUCUGAUAGAUGGUGGUAUCCUAGAUGACAUCAUCAGUGAGAAACUGGAGGCGUUCAACGGCCGAUACGAGGAGCUGAGCCACCUGGCAGAGAGCAAGCAGAUUGCCUUGGAAAAGCAACUGCAGGUCCUGCGAGAAACUGACCACAUGCUUCAGGUCCUGCAGGAGAGCUUAGCGGAGCUGGACAAGCAGCUCACCACUUACCUGACGGAUCGGAUAGAUGCCUUCCAAGUUCCGCAGGAAGCCCAGAAAAUCCAAGCCGAGAUUUCAGCCCACGAGCUCACUCUAGAAGAGUUGAGAAGAAGCAUGCGCUCCCAGCCGCCGACCUCCCCAGAUGCCCGGGCCGCCAGAGGAACCUCGCAGAUGGAUGUGCUGCAGAGGAAGCUUCGAGAGGUGUCCACAAAGUUCCAGCUCUUCCAGAAACCUGCGAACUUUGAACAGCGCAUGCUUGACUGCAGGCGCGUGCUGGACGGGGUGAAAGCAGAGCUGCAUGUCCUGGACGUGAAGGAUGUGGACCCCGAUGCCAUUCAGACCCACCUGGACAAGUGCAUGAAACUUUAUAAAACUUUGAGUGAAGUCAAGCUUGAAGUGGAGACUGUCAUCAAAACAGGAAGACACAUUGUCCAGAAGCAGCAAACCGAUAAUCCCAAAGGGAUGGACGAGGAGCUGACGUCCCUGAAGGUCCUCUACAAUGAUUUGGGGGCCCAGGUGACAGAGGGAAAACAGAACCUGGAACGAGCGUCACAGUUGGCCCGGAAGAUGAAGAAGGAGGGAGCCUUGCUCUCUGAAUGGCUUUCUGUUACUGAAGCCGAGCUGGUGCGGAAGUCCGCUUCAGAAGGGCAGCUGAGCGACUUGGAUGCAGAGGUUUCCUGGGCUAAAAGUGUCCUGAAGGAUCUGGAAAAGAAAAAGACUGAUUUAAAUACCAUCACAGAGAAUAGUGCUGCCCUCCAGAGUUUAAUAGAGGGCAGUGAGGCUGCGCUGGAAGAGAAGCUCUGUGUCCUCAAUGCCGGGUGGAGCCGAGUUCGAACUUGGACUGAAGACUGGUACAGUACUCUACUGACCCAUCAGAAGCAGCUGGACGUAUUUGAUGGGAAUGUAGCUCAUCUGAGCACUUGGCUUUACCAAGCGGAAGCUCUGCUGGAUGAGAUUGAAACAAAACCAGCAAGUAAACGAGAGGAAAUUGUGAAGCGGCUGGUAUCUGAGUUGGAUGAUGCUAAUGUCCAAGUUGAAAGUGUCCGCGAGGAAGCUGCUCUUUUGAUGAACGCACGUGGAGGCUCGAGGAGGGAACUUGUGGAACCAAAGUUAGCAGAACUGAAUAGAAACUUUGAGAAGGUGUCUCAGCAUAUCCGCAGUGCCACGAUGCUCAUUGGCCAGGAACCAUUAUCAUAUCAAUAUUUGGCGGACACAGAAACGGUUGACACUAGUGCACUUUCCUCUGAUUUGGAAAGAUUAGAAAAUGACAUACAAAAUAUGUUAAAUCUUGUGGAGAAGCAUUUGGAAUCCAGUGGCGAAGACGAAAAGGUGGGUGAGGAAAGAGCCCUGAUUGAGGAAGUCCUUCAGAGAGGAGAACACAUGUUACAUCAGCCCAUGGAGGAUAGUACACAAGAGAAGAUCCGUUUGCAGUUAAUGCUUCUGCGCACAAAGUUCAGUAAAGUCAAGGCAGUCCCUAUUCAACAGAAAAAAACAAGUCCACUGGCUUCUGGAGUUCGGUCCUCACUUCUUCCCACAGACUACCUUGUUGAAAUUAACAAAGUGUUACACUCCAUGGAUGAUGUUGAAUUGUCACUGAAGACACCAGAGCUGAGCACUGCUGUCUACGAAGACUUCUCUUUUCAGGAAGAUUCUCUGAAGAAUAUCAAAGACCAACUGGACAAGCUGGGGGACCAGAUUGCUGUCAUUCAUGAGAAGCAACCAGAUGUGAUCCUUGAGGCGUCCGGACCUGAAGCUGUUCAGAUUGGGGAUAUGCUUGCGCAGCUGAAUGCAAAAUGGGACAGAGUUAAUAGAAUGUACAGUGAUCGGAAGGGUUAUUUUGAUCAGGCUGUAGAAGAGUGGAGACAGUUCCACUGUGACCUGAGUGACCUCACGCAGUGGAUGGCAGAAUUUGAGCAGUUGCUGGUUGAUACCUGCACUCCAGAUGGCAGCCUGGACGUGGAGAAAGCCAGGAUGCACCAGCAGGACCUUGAAGAUGGCAUCAGCAGCCACCAGCCUCGUUUCGCAGCACUGAACAGAGCGGGGGACGAGAUAGUACAGAAACUCUCCUCCACAAACGGAAGCUUCCUGAGAGACAAGCUGGCAGGUCUAAACCAGCGCUGGAGUGUGGUGGUGGCGGAAGUGAAGGACAGGAAGCCAAGGCUAAAAGGAGAAGGGAAGCAGGCAAUGGAAUAUAGGAAAAGGCUAGAUGACGUGGUCUGCUGGUUAACAAAGGCUGAGCUUGCUGUACAGAGGAAGCCCACCGCUGACCUGGAAGAAAACCUGCAAGAAUUGACAGAUUUAACCCAGCAGAUGGAAGUACAAGCUGAUAAACUCAAAUGGCUCAAUAGAACGGAAUUGGAAAUGCUUUCAGAUAAGAGUCUGAGCUUACAGGAAAGAGAGAAAAUUUCAGAAAGCUUAAGAACUGUGAACGCAACGUGGAAUAAGGUAUGCAGAGAAGUGCCUGUUACAUUAAAGGAACGUAGGCAAGAAUCCAGUUCUGGUUCACAAACAAGGAUUGCUGCUCAUCCUAGUGUCCAAAAGGUGGUGCUAGUAUCAUCUGCGCCAGAAGUUCCUGUUCAGUCUCAUCGUGCUUCAGAAAUCACCAUUCCUGCUGAUCUGGAUAAAACAACAACAGAGCUGGCCGACUGGCUGGUAUUGAUCGACCAGAUGCUGAAGUCCAACAUUGUCACCGUCGGGGACGUCACAGAGAUCAAUAAGACAGUUUCCCGAAUGAAAAUCACGAAAGCGGACUUGGAGCAGCGUCGUCCUCAGCUGGAUUAUGUUUUCACGUUGGCACAGAAUUUGAAAAACAAAUCUUCCAGUUCUGAUGUGAGAACAGCCAUUACAGAAAAAUUGGACAGGGUGCAGAGCCAGUGGGACAGCACUCAGCAUGGCGUGCAGGCCCGGCAGCAGCAGCUGGAGGACAUGAUCGUUGACAGUCUGCAGUGGGGUGACCACCGGGAGGAGGCCGAGGAGCUUCUGAGGAAGCGUGAGGCUCAGCUCUGCCUCCUUCAGCAGGCCCGCAGGGACCCUCUUAUCAAGCAGAUUUCUGAUAACCAGGUACUGCUGCAGGAGCUGGGUUCCAGUGACAGUGUCAUGGUGGUGUUGGACAAUGUCCUGCAGAAACUGCUGGAGGAUUAUGGGAGUGAUGACACAAGGAAUGUGAAAGAAACCACGGAGUACUUAAAAUCUACCUGGAUCAACCUAAAACAAAGCAUUGCUGACAGACAGAUUGCCCUGGAGGCUGAGCUGAGGACAGUGCAGGCCUCGCGCCGGGACCUGGAAAACUUCCUCAAGUGGAUCCAAGAAGCAGAAACCACAGUUAAUGUGCUGGCGGACGCCUGUCAGCGGGAGAAUGCUCUUCAGGACAGCACCAUGGCCCGGGAGCUCCAGCGGCAGAUGCAGGAUAUCCAGGCGGAAAUUGAUGCUCACAAUGACAUCUUUAAAAGCAUUGAUGGAAACCGACAGAAGAUGGUAAAAGCUUUAGGAAAUUCUGAAGAAGCCACUAUGCUUCAGCAUCGACUAGAUGACAUGAACCAGAGGUGGAAUGACUUAAAAGCAAAGUCUGCCAGCAUCAGGGCCCAUUUGGAGGCUAGUGCUGAGAAGUGGAACCGGCUGCUGACAUCUUUAGAAGAGCUCAUCAAAUGGCUCAAUCUGAAGGAUGAAGAGCUGAAGAAGCAAAUGCCCAUCGGGGGUGAUGUUCUUGCCUUACAGCUCCAGUAUGAUCAUUGUAAAGCGCUGAGGCGGGAACUGAAGGAGAAGGAGUAUUCUGUCCUGAAUGCUGUCGACCAAGCCAGAGUGUUCCUUGCUGAUCAGCCCAUUGAGGCACCUGAAGAACCAAGAAGAAACCUACAAUCAAAACCAGAAUUGACCCCUGAGGAGAGAGCCCAGAAGAUUGCCAAAGCCAUGCGCAAACAGUCCUCAGAAGUUAAAGAGAAGUGGGAAAGUCUAAAUGCUGUUACUAGCAAUUGGCAGAAGCAAGUAGACAAGGCGUUGGAGAAGCUUCGAGACCUGCAGGGCGCGAUGGAUGACCUGGAUGCGGACAUGAAGGAGGUGGAGGCGGUGCGGAAUGGCUGGAAGCCUGUGGGGGACUUACUCAUCGACUCGCUGCAGGACCACAUUGAGAAAACCACGGCAUUUAGAGAAGAAAUUGCACCAAUCAACUUAAAAGUAAAAACUAUGAAUGAUUUAUCCAGUCAGCUCUCUCCACUUGACCUGCACCCGUCUAUAAAGAUGUCGCGCCAGUUGGAUGACCUUAAUAUGAGAUGGAAAAUUUUACAGGUGUCAGUGGAUGAGCGCCUCGUCCAGCUUCAGGAAGCCCACCGAGACUUUGGCCCAUCCUCCCAGCAUUUUCUCUCUACUUCAGUCCAGCUGCCGUGGCAGAGGUCCAUCUCACAUAAUAAAGUGCCCUAUUACAUCAAUCAUCAAACACAAACAACCUGUUGGGAUCACCCCAAAAUGACCGAACUCUUUCAGUCCCUUGCUGACCUGAAUAAUGUACGUUUCUCUGCAUAUCGCACGGCCAUCAAGAUCCGAAGACUGCAGAAAGCCCUGUGCUUGGACCUAUUAGAAUUGAAUACAACAAAUGAAGUUUUCAAACAGCACAAGCUGAACCAAAAUGAUCAGCUCCUCACUGUUCCGGAUGUCAUCAACUGCCUGACAACAACGUACGACGGCCUUGAGCAAACGCACAAGGACCUGGUCAACGUCCCGCUCUGCGUGGACAUGUGCCUCAACUGGUUGCUCAACGUGUAUGACACAGGUCGGACUGGAAAAAUAAGAGUACAGAGUCUGAAGAUUGGAUUGAUGUCUCUUUCCAAAGGUCUCCUAGAGGAAAAAUACAGAUAUCUCUUUAACGAAGUGGCGGGGCCCACGGAAAUGUGUGACCAGCGGCAGCUGGGCUUGCUGCUUCACGAUGCUAUCCAGAUCCCUCGGCAGCUGGGGGAAGUGGCAGCUUUUGGAGGCAGCAACAUUGAACCCAGUGUUCGAAGCUGCUUCCAGCAGAAUAACAACAAGCCAGAGAUAAGCGUGAAGGAGUUCAUAGACUGGAUGCGUCUGGAACCACAGUCUAUGGUUUGGCUGCCAGUUUUACAUCGAGUGGCAGCAGCUGAGACUGCAAAACAUCAGGCCAAGUGCAACAUCUGUAAAGAAUGUCCUAUUGUAGGAUUCCGGUAUAGAAGCCUCAAGCAUUUUAACUAUGAUGUCUGCCAGAGCUGCUUUUUUUCUGGUCGAACAGCAAAAGGUCACAAGUUGCAUUAUCCGAUGGUGGAAUAUUGUAUACCUACAACAUCUGGGGAAGAUGUGCGGGACUUCACAAAGGUGCUGAAGAACAAGUUCAGGUCAAAGAAAUACUUUGCCAAACACCCUCGCCUUGGCUACCUGCCAGUCCAGACAGUUCUUGAAGGUGACAACUUAGAAACUCCUAUCACCCUCAUCAGCAUGUGGCCGGAACACUACGACCCCUCCCAGUCUCCUCAGCUGUUUCAUGACGAUACCCAUUCCAGAAUAGAGCAGUACGCCACCAGAUUGGCCCAGAUGGAAAGGACGAAUGGAUCUUUCCUCACUGACAGCAGCUCUACCACAGGAAGUGUGGAGGACGAGCACGCCCUCAUCCAGCAGUACUGUCAGACGCUGGGUGGGGAGUCCCCGGUGAGCCAGCCACAGAGCCCCGCGCAGAUUCUCAAGUCGGUGGAGAGAGAAGAGCGCGGAGAACUGGAGCGCAUCAUUGCUGACUUGGAGGAAGAGCAGAGGAGUCUGCAGGUGGAGUAUGAGCAGCUGAAGGAGCAGCACUUGAAAAGGGGCCUCCCUGUGGGCUCCCCCCCAGACUCCAUCGUGUCCCCCCAUCACACGGCUGAGGACUCGGAGCUCAUAGCGGAAGCCAAGCUCCUCCGGCAACACAAAGGCCGGCUGGAGGCCAGGAUGCAGAUCCUGGAGGAUCACAACAAACAGCUGGAGUCCCAGCUGCACCGACUCCGCCAGCUGCUGGAGCAGCCUGAAUCCGAUCCCCGAAUCAAUGGUGUCUCCCCCUGGGCUUCACCUCAACAUUCAUCACUCAGCUACUCGCUUGAUCAAGAUCCGGGCCCUCAGUUCCAACCAGCAGGGGCGGAGGACGUGUUGUCGCCACCUCACGAGACCAGCGCAGACCUCACUGAGGUCAUGGAGCAGAUCAACAGCACCUUCCCGUCUUGCUGUCCAAAUCUCCCCAGCAGGCCACAGUAUUCAGGAGCCCAAAUCAAUGACUCGGUCCCAAUGGGAACAUCCGUGCUUGCUGAGCUCUGCCUCCAUCCAGCAGGGCAGCAAAAUGUUCAAAAUCCAGAAACAAGUUACCGAAGAAGCCAGAUUUCAAUAGUCAUGGCAAAUGUGGAAUAG